AUGGCCGACCACGGCGGAUCGCAACACGGCAUAGCCCGCACCUCGCGCGUGCGCACCGAAGAGCAGAGACAGCGCGACCUCGGGCGCAUCGCCAAAUACCGCGAACUCGAGGACCAGGCGCGCGCACUCGCGUCCCGAGGCGAGCACAGCACGCCGGAGCUGUUCCAAAUCACGACCAAACUCCUGCGCCUCAACCCGGAAUACUACACAAUAUGGAACGCCCGCAGGCGCUGCCUAAUCUCUGGUUCAUUCUCCAACUCAUCAGCUGGGUCCUCGCGCUCGAAGGGGUCGUCGACUACUUCUGCUACACCCAAUACAGCGCCUUCUUCCGCCAAAUGCUCGUCCCCAUCCUCGGCCACGACCCCGCCAGGCCCCGGCCCCCAGACAGCUGGGAAGAGUGGUACAACAGCUGACGAUGCUGGGGACGAAGCCUCGAAUCCUAUCGAGAACCAUGAAGCUACGCCAACACCGGCCGAGGCAAAAGCUCCCGCUGCCGAAGCUACCCAAACCACCGAAGCCACCGAAGCACAAGACCUCUCGGUCAUCAAAUCCGAGCUAGCAUUCACCAUCCCAUUGCUCCUCGAAUCUCCCAAAUGCUACUGGAUCUGGAGCUACCGUCUCUGGAUCCUCGAACAAGCCAUCGCCCGGCUCCCCGCCAGGCAAGCCCGCAAAGUAUGGGAAGAAGAACUAGGCCUUGUCUCGAUGAUGCUCGGUCGCGACCGGCGUAACUUCCACGCGUGGGGGUACCGCCGGCACGUCGUUGAUCAACUCGAGAGCACAGCCCUCCACGGGAGCAGCAUGGUCGAGACCGAGUUUGCGUACACCGACAGCAUGAUCAAGACAGACCUGUCGAAUUUCUCGGCGUGGCAUAGGCGCAGCCGGCUGAUCCCGCGACUGCUGGAGGAGAGGGGCGCCGAUGCACAGACGAGGAGAGAGUUUUUCAAUCAGGAACUUGAACUCAUCCACAACGCCCUCAACGUCGGCCCCGAAGACCAAUCCCUUUGGUACUACCACCAAUUCCUCGUCCUCAAUCUCGUCUCACCCAACCAACCCAACCCAACCACCCCAUCCCAAGCACUCAUCGUGCCUGAUCUCCCCCUCGCCGACCGUAUCGGGUACCUGACCUCAGAGAUCAACCUGAUCGAUGAGCUGCUAGAAGACUACGACGACGUCAAGUCGAUAUAUGAGGCGCUGUUUGAGUAUAGGCUGUACCAGACGCAACUAGAGGGGAGACAGCCGGAUGAGAGGGAAAAGGAGGAGUUGGCAAGGUGGUUGGGGAAGUUGAAGCAGUUGGAUCCGAUGCGGAGUGGGCGGUGGGCAGACUUGGAAAAGGAGGUGGGGUUGGGGGUGUAUAUGUGA
Molecule: messenger RNA, 1359 nt
Organism: Dichotomopilus funicola
Lineage: Eukaryota; Fungi; Ascomycota; Sordariomycetes; Sordariales; Chaetomiaceae
Exons: 3
Coding region: 1-1359 (452 amino acids)
Biological process (GO): protein geranylgeranylation
Cellular component (GO): cytoplasm; Rab-protein geranylgeranyltransferase complex
Molecular function (GO): Rab geranylgeranyltransferase activity
Source: RefSeq, a predicted model, not a curated record